Messenger RNA from Penicillium verhagenii, 1524 nucleotides. Its product is annotated as alpha-N-arabinofuranosidase. The coding region runs from base 1 to 1524 and encodes 507 amino acids. Gene Ontology annotation, molecular function: alpha-L-arabinofuranosidase activity. The transcript is spliced from 6 exons. The record is from RefSeq and is a predicted model, not a curated record. Gene Ontology annotation, biological process: polysaccharide catabolic process; L-arabinose metabolic process. Lineage: Eukaryota; Fungi; Ascomycota; Eurotiomycetes; Eurotiales; Aspergillaceae.
AUGACUUCUUUUACUAAGUUGAAUGCGCAGGAGCAGGAUGCUCCUGUCAUCUCUGUUCACCCUUCGCGACGCAUCUCGAAGAUUAAUCCCAAUAUCUAUGCUGGAUUCACGGAGCACAUGGGUCGGUGUAUCUACGGAGGCAUCUAUGACCCUGGCAACCCUUUGUCAGACGAAAACGGAUUUCGCAAGGAUGUCCUCGGGGCGCUGAAGGAUCUCAACAUCCCUGUUGUUCGGUAUCCCGGCGGAAACUUUUGCGCGACCUAUCACUGGAUUGAUGGCGUCGGUCCAAAGGAUCAGCGACCAGCUCGACCUGAGCUAGCUUGGCUUGGAACAGAGACAAACCAGUUUGGAACUGAUGAGUUCAUGAAGUGGUGCGAGGUGCUUGACACCGAGCCUUAUCUGUGCUUCAACUUUGGAACAGGCACUCUUGAUGAAGCUUUGGGAUGGCUGGAGUACUGUAACGGAACUGGAAACACAUACUAUGCCAAUAUGCGACGGAAGAAUGGUCACGAGGAGCCAUACAAUGUCAAAUACUGGGCUCUCGGAAACGAGACAUGGGGACCAUGGCAAGUGGAGCAGAUGACCAAGGAAGCAUACGCACACAAAGCCCUCCAAUGGGCCAAAGCCCUCAAGCUCCUUGACCCAAGCAUCAUCCUUAUCCUCUGCGGUCAAGACGGCACCGCAACAUGGGACUACUACACCCUAAAGCACUGCCUCCUCCCCGCGCACUCCGCACUCUCCACAAGCGCAGUGCCUCUUAUCGACAUGCACAGCAUCCACCUCUACACCUGCUCAUCCACCCACCUCCCCAACGCCACAGCCCCCCUAGCAGCCGAGCGCGCCAUCGAAAUAACCUCCUCCCUCAUCGAUCUCGCCCGCAUCGAGAACAACGUCCCGCCCUCCCAGCCCCGUCCCACAAUCUGCUUCGACGAAUGGAACGUCUGGGACCCCAUUCGCGCCGAAGGCAGCCAAGGCGCAGAAGAGAGCUACACGCUCUCUGACGCGCUCGCCGUCGCCGUCUGGCUGAACGUCUUCAUCCGCAAGAGUCGCGAUCUGGGCAUGGCUUGCAUUGCGCAGAGCGUGAAUGUCAUCUCGCCGCUGAUGACGACCAAGGAGAAGAUCAUUAAGCAGACGACCUGGUGGCCGUUGUACUUGUUCUCGAAGUUCAUGCGUGGGUGGACGGUUGCGGCGCAUGUUUCUUGCGGGGUUUAUGAGGGGGAGACGCAGCCGAAGUGGUUGCGGGGUGCUGUUGACACGCCUUGGUUGGAUGUUAGUGCGAGUGUUGGUGAGGAUGGGUAUGCGAAUCUCGCGGUUGUGAAUAUUCAUGAGGAGAAGGCGUUUGAGACUGUUGUUGAGGGGGUUGUUGGGGAGGCACAGGUGUUUACUGUUACCGGUGGGGAUGUGAUGGUUACGAAUAUGAAGGAGAAGGAGGAGGUGAGAGUUGAAGAGUCUGUUUGGAAUGGGUCGGGGAAAUAUGUUUUCCCUAAGCACUCUCUUACUUUGUUGCGGUGGAAGGUUGAGUAG